This is a messenger RNA of Alnus glutinosa, 1836 nucleotides long. Its product is annotated as pentatricopeptide repeat-containing protein At3g42630. Gene Ontology annotation, molecular function: protein binding. The coding region runs from base 58 to 1338 and encodes 426 amino acids. NCBI's taxonomy places the organism in Eukaryota, Viridiplantae, Streptophyta, Magnoliopsida, Fagales, Betulaceae. The record is from RefSeq and is a predicted model, not a curated record. The transcript has 2 exons.
ACCCAUCGAGGAAUGAUAAUGGUAGUCGACUAGUCGCUCUCUCAUGGAAGUUUCGUAAUGGAAAUUCAGUCUCUUCUCUCUGUUUCACCUCCUCCUUGCCUUACACAUACUACCAAAACGAGUGGUUUCAGGGUUUUCUGCCACCAGAAAGAUUCUGAAAAUCGAGCUUUAGCUCGCAAGAUAAUUCGGAAGUGGAAGCAGGAACAAGGUUUUGAUCACAAUGAUAGUUAUGCAGCUUGUGCUACAUUGGUACAAGAUUUAAGUCGAAAAAGAAUGCCUUAUCUAGCUCAGGAGGUUUUACUUGAGAUGGAAUCUGAAGGUUUUCUGCCGAACAGCUCUACAUUGUCGGCUCUGAUGCUAUGCUAUGCAGAUAAUGGCCUCUUUCCGCAAGCACAGGCAAUAUGGGAGGAAAUAAUAAAUAGUUCUUUUGUGCUAAGUAUUCAAAUAGUCUCAGGCUUAUUUGAUGCAUAUGGGAGGAUGGGACAUUUUGAUGAAGUAACCAAAAUUUUGGAUCAGGUAAGUUCAAGGGAUCUUAGUUUGUUACCUGCAGUUUACUCGAUGGCCAUCUCUUGCUUUGGAAAAGGAGGACAGCUUGAAUUGAUGGAAAACACUUUAAAGGAAAUGGUUUCUAGGGGUUAUAUUGUAGAUUCUGCCACUGGUAACGCCUUCAUUAGAUAUUAUAGCAUCUUUGGUUCACUGACACAGAUGGAGAAUGCUUAUGGCCGCUUUAAAAGGUCUAGGCUUCUACUAGAAGAAGAAGGAAUUAGGGCGAUGUCAUUUGCAUAUAUAAAGGGAAGGAAGUUUUACAAAUUAGGCGAGUUCCUGAGCAAUGAGGGUCUUGGUCGGAAAAAUGUGGGGAAUCUUUUAUGGAACCUUCUGCUGCUAUCCUAUGCUGCCAAUUUUAAAAUGAAAAGCUUGCAGAGAGAAUUUGUGAGAAUGGUUGAAGCUGGAUUCCAUCCUGAUCUUACCACAUUUAAUAUCCGAGCUCUCGCCUUUUCAAGAAUGUCUUUGCUCUGGGAUCUCCAUCUUAGCCUUGAACAUAUGAAACAUGAAAAAAUCACCCCUGAUCUUGUGACUUAUGGUUGUUUUGUUGAUGCAUACUUGGAUAAAAGACUUGGAAGAAAUUUGAACUUUGCUUUGAACAAGAUGAACUUGGAUGAUUGUCCAGUAGUUUUAACAGAUUCGUUUGUGUUUGAGGUCUUGGGUAAAGGGGACUUCCAGUCAAGCUCAGAGGCAUUUUUGGAGUUUAAAGGGCCAAGGGAAUUGAAUUAUAGGCAGCUAAUUGCAAUAUAUCUCAAAAAACAAUAUCGAAGGGAUCAAAUCUUUUGGAAUUACUGACUAGUGGCAGGCUGCUUGUGUACAGAAAAUCUUGACCAGUUAUCAGGGAAAAAAGAGGAUGCUUAAUUAAGAGAUGAUAUUUCAGUUCUUUGGUACAUAGGACUUUGGGAUCAGCGGAAAACCUGUAGCCCUGAAUAGUUUUUGCUUGUUUUAUAUGACAAGAUUGGCGGUUUCCACUCAAGAUUCCUGGGCACUGCAUGUGUAUGCCCUAAAUAGUUUUGAUAUCUUGUUUGGAAAGAUGUAUCCUUUGGGAGGUGUUGGUUUCAUGGAGUCAACUCUGAAAAAGAACUCGAGAAAAUCCUAUUUCACUGAUUGUCUGAUUGUAAAUUCCUUCAUAAAGACUACUUUAUACCAGGAAAAUACUAUAAUGGCAAAGGAAAUUCCACUGGGACAUAAAUUCCCCACUCAUAUGGAAACUGUCAAUGUCACUCUCUCGUUUCCCCCUUUGAUCUCUCUCUCUCUCUCUCUCUCUCUAGACAUUUAUUUUUUUCUUUUUUA